Messenger RNA from Mauremys mutica (yellowpond turtle), 2921 nucleotides. RefSeq names its product Mix paired-like homeobox (gene MIXL1). The coding region runs from base 446 to 1495 and encodes 349 amino acids. Gene Ontology annotation, molecular function: RNA polymerase II cis-regulatory region sequence-specific DNA binding; DNA-binding transcription activator activity, RNA polymerase II-specific. The record is from RefSeq and is a predicted model, not a curated record. Lineage: Eukaryota; Metazoa; Chordata; Testudines; Geoemydidae. Gene Ontology annotation, biological process: endoderm formation; hematopoietic progenitor cell differentiation; regulation of transcription by RNA polymerase II. The transcript is spliced from 2 exons.
GGCGGGAGUGCAGAAUACAGGGCAGCCUGGUUACCCUACGUGUCUCAACCUAUUUCCACGUCCAGGCGCCCCAUCCCUCCUGCCCACACGCCAGUGUUAGUGUGAGCAGCUUGGAUUGCUGAGAAGACCCCUAGGAAUAAAGCUCGCAGGGGAUGGGCGCACCAUAGGUUCGCACUUUUCUCCUUUUGAGUCAAUCUCCGUCCUAAGGAAGCGACUAUCAUCUGUCUCUCUCCCGCCCCCCCCCCUGCAUCCUAAAGAGACCGGCUGGCUCGGGAAGCCUUUGAUCACCCGAGACCAACCUCCACCCACCCCCGGGGCGUCUGGCCUCUGCGCUCCCAGUAUAAAGAGGAGCGUGGGGAGGCGGCCAGGGAACCCAAACACGCUGGUCUCUCCAGCCCUCUCAGCCACGGCAGCGCUGCGCACCCCGCACGUUGGGCGGAGCCCCAUGGAUCUCUAUCCCACCCAAAAUGCAGCCCACAGGGGAGGCCUUGCCCCGCCGGAGGGCCGCUUCCCCAGCGCCUUCGCCACAGGAUCCCCGCUGCACCUCAGCCCUAGCUCGGCCCAGGCACCCGCGGCUGACUUGCAUUGUGUCUCUGCAGACAGGAGUGAAGUGGCCGGAGGUGGCUGCCCUUCCCUGUCCCAGGAUCUCAGCCCGCCCGCCUCGGCCACUGCAGCCGCUGCCUUGCCUGCCCCGUUCCCUCGGGACGCGGCUGAGCUGGUGCCUUCCAUCUCCCAGCGCAGGAAAAGGACCAACUUCACCACGGCUCAGCUGGAGACGCUGGAGCUGGUCUUCAACGACACCAUGUACCCCGAUAUCUACCUGAGGGAGAAGCUGGCCGACAUGACCCAGAUCCCGGAGUCCAGGAUCCAGGUCUGGUUCCAGAACAGACGUGCCAAAUCCCGGCGGCAGCGAGGGAAACCUUGUAGCAGUCCAGCAGCUGCAGAGCCUUUCCCUAGCCACAAGGCUCCUGCCAAAAAUGCAUAUCCAGCGGUGGGCAUUCAGCAGCACACCUCACCCACAGAGCCGCACCACUACUACCAGGCCCCCGGGGGUCCUGCAGGGCUUGCCUACGCUACCCAGCCUCAUUUCCCCAGCAACCAUCCCAGCACCAGCGUAAAGGCUCUGGAGGAUCAGCAGCCUCAUUACGCGCUGUCGGGAGUAGCCCAGAUCAUUCAAAUAAAAGAGGAAAACGCGGGUCCGUACAAGUGGCCCUCCGCAAUGCCCUUACAGCCUGGGCUCGGGGUGGAUUUUGAGAGCGUCCCUCCGAAUAGGGCUAUCGGAUCUGAAAUGAAUUUUCUAGUGCCCCCUCUGCCCCUUUCAGCCGGGGCGAGUAGACAUGGCGGCAGGGGGAAGCUGUGUGGUCCUCACGCCCAAACGCCGCAGACCAUGUGUGGACAAUAUUCGCCCGUCUCUGAUACAGACGACACCAGCGGCUAUUCCGAGUCCGGUUCAGAGUGGGAGGAGAGCACCCUCAGUGCCUUCAGAGGAAUCUGAAGAAACCAUUCAAGAUCCGCGCGGGGGUAGGGGAAGGCAAAAGGAAAUACGUGUAAAAGUUACUUUUAAGCAACUUUUUGUAAUCAUGGAGUUUUGAAAACGGCGAAUUUCGGGUGUAUCUUUUAGAGUGAUAGAAAUAAGUCUUGUAAGCCACAGGUCUCUUAUGGAAAGGGCAUUUAUUUGUGAGCUCAGGCGUCUGGCACACAAAACAGCUAACCAACCACCUACGUGGUGUAAUUUUAUCAGCCAGACAACCUCCACCUAAUCCAAUCUAUUUUCCCCAGGAAAGGGAGACAUGGCAAGAAUUAAGUCCAUGCUAGUGACUGUGAAAGAAGUAGAAAGCAAUUUCUUAAGUUAUUUAAAAAUAAGGAAACUAACAGAUAAACAACACUUGUUUGGGUUUUUUUACUUGUAGCCUAAUAGGCAAAGGGGAGUGACUCGCACAACGCCGUAUCUUGUUUGCACAAAGCCACUGAGAACGCCACUGGUUAAACUAACCAAGAGGGAAGCUAGAGGUUACCGUAAUCCUAGAACUUUUAAAACCCAAUUCCCUCUCACCUCUCUUACUAAAAGUUUCCUAGCAGCAGCCCUUGAAUAACAUGUUGCAGAAUGCCUGUCUUUCACUGAACCCUAAGAGGUUCCUAAAACUCCUUGCUGCCAGACGGGAGGGACGGAGUCACACCCAGGUCACUGGUUUGUGUAAUAUAGAGUUAGUAAAGCAUAAACAGUGUUGGAAAGAGAGUACUAUGUGCAAUGUUAUCUCCUCAUUGUAAUUAAAUGAAGCUUAGUCUUCUUAAAUGUGUAAGACUUUAGAUUACUUCAUAGUUAAGAUUACACCCAAUAUCAACGAAUCUAGGAGUGUAGAGAAGACCCAAUAUUUCUGGGCGGUUCCACCCUCCUCCCUCCCUUGAGAUGCAUACAAGUGUCAUUUGAAUACAGUGAAAGUGUGUAUAACAGAAAUUACCAUGAUGCAUACAAAACUAUUCUCUCGCUUGAGGAUGAAAUUAUGUGCAAUAGUAAAACUUUUUAUUUUACCUAUUUAUUUUAAAUAAAUGAGUCUUGUAAAACUACCAACGGAUGAAAAUACAGCUCAGCUUUUAAAAUAAGAACAGACUGAUACUCAGUUGACCUAGCAAGGAAGAUAAACUGGCUAGUGUGUUUUUGUUUUGUUUUUAAUUCCACUAGUUUAUUUAUUUUUUGCAUCUUUAUUUAACCUUCUGUAGAAGGAUUAGGAAACACCUGGUUCUAUGUUUUGGAAAACCUGUGACAUUUCUUUUUGAGAAGAAAAAUAAAUUUGUUAUACUACCUUGCUUUUCCUUAUAUGCCAUUUUUCUAAAUUCCUGAAGGCAGGGAUCAACUCCUCCACUAUGUUGCAUUUCUAGUAUGGAGCAGACUCAGUCUAAGAGGGGAGAGGUACUGGAGUAUC